Molecule: messenger RNA, 1835 nt
Organism: Limulus polyphemus (Atlantic horseshoe crab)
Lineage: Eukaryota; Metazoa; Arthropoda; Merostomata; Xiphosura; Limulidae
Product: kazrin-like
Exons: 7
Source: RefSeq, a predicted model, not a curated record
CCAUCCAGUCGUUGGACUGUCUUAAUGAUCAGAUUGUGCAGUUUAUCUUUUCACCUAAGGCAACAGAAUUUGAACUCGAUUCUUAUAAAUGUGAUGAUCCAGAAACAGCAGCCAGAUGUCAGCAACAACGCGAAACUCUCAAGUCGUCUAUGGCUCUCAUGCGGCGCCUUUUGGUGGACGCUCAGGCCAAAUUCCGUAAGAUGAUGGAAGAUAACAAGGCUCUGGCGUCGAGACUAGACGGUGACAUACAGAACGCUCACCAAGAAGUGUCCAUCCUUCGCGCAGAGCUGGCGGAUACCAACAAAAAGAUUGCCGAAAUAACCACCAGUGGAAACGCUGCCUCCAUCACGCAGGAAAAUAUGUUGACUACUUGUGGUCCUACUCCAAGAAAUACUGUGAUCUCAACCAACCAAUCUGAACUUAAUUCUAAUAUUCAGAACCCAGACGUUCCACUCUCGCCUAAUUCAAACUCUAACUUCCCCAACAAAUCGCCAGCAAAUGUUAGCGAAACGGCGGGUUUAAAACAGACUAGUCCAGUAUCUCUUGUGAAAGACAAGACCUCAAAUAUGCGUACUACAACGACUCCUAACGACGUCUCUUGUGAAAGAUGUAAAAGUAUUAAACAGAAGUUUCAUUUCUAUUACUUGGAAACCACAGAAUGUACAUACGAGGAUAUCAAUCAGUUUAAAGAACGACUCUGCCAACAAGAAGAAUUCAACUUUAAGCUCAGCCAACAGAACCGAUCUCUCCAAAGGGAGCUAGAAGAGUUGCGAGGCUAUAAAGAAAAUGCCCAUGCACAAGAAGACGAGUUUCGGCCUCAGAUUCAACGAUUAGAAACUGAACUUCAACACUCCAAGGAAGCUCUUUCAGCUCUAAAAGAAGACCGUAAGAGACUGAAGGCAGAGAAGUUUGACCUAUUGAAUCAAAUGAAACAGCUGUACGGGACCUUGGAAGACAAAGAGCAAGAAUUGAGGGAUUUUAUUCGCAACUACGAACAGAGAAUGAAAGAAAGUGAUGAAAGUUUAAAACAGCUGGUACGCACGAGGGAAGAAAGUGAACGAGAAAAGUGGAAUAUCUUAAAGCAUGCCCGAGAUGAAGCUGAACGCUCAGUUGCUCUGUGUGCACAGAUAGGCUUAAAGGAUGCCCAAAUUAGGCAGCUUCAGGAAGAGCUGAAAUCAUUGCGAGAUAGAAUGGGCUACGCUUCAGAUGCUGAGAGUACCAGACAUUUUCGUACUAAUGGUUACCACAGCCCGAGCAUGGCUUCCACUGUCCAGACCCUAAGUGAACGGGACAGUUGUAAUACUCCUACACUAACUCCAGCAUCCGACCCGACAUUAUCGUUAUUUGGUGGGACUCCAGCAAUAACAGUGGAUGAUGAGGACCCAAAUUCUCUUUAUUGCUCCACUGCUUCUGCCAGGGGUAUACAGCGACCGUGUCUUUCUGGGUUGUCUCGCUCAGCCGAGGAAAUAUAUGUCAACAGCAGUGGGAUCUCUGACGUUAGCACUGGCAAGAAAAGCCGGAAGAGGAAGGAUGUAAAAGGAACGUGGGGCUCAAUAUCUCGUAUUUUUUCUAGAGGGCGUCACCGUAAAGGGGUAGAUCCCAGCCUGUUUGAUGGUGGCAGUGCGGGUCAGAGGUCAUCAUGGUCGCCACAAAGUAGUCUUUGUGUUAGUCCAUUGACAGAGGACAGCUACAAUGAGAAACUAAAGUUGUUGGAGGAAGCCCAAGAAACUCCCAUGGAAAAAUGGAAAGCUGCAACUGUACUUUCCUGGUUAGAGAUAUCUCUUGGAAUGCCACAGUAUGGUGCUAAAUGUGCUGAAAAUGUCAAGAGUGGCAAG